UGUUCCCAUCUCCCACAGUCAUGGCGGUGUCGGGAAGUCGCGAAGAUGGAGUAAACACCACCACUGCUUCAUCUUGAUUUUAUUUUAGCUUCAUGCUGGACUGUAUCUACCGUCAUCCGAGAUAUCGCAAACAUCCCGCAGGCUGCUGUGCUUCCAAUGAUGGCCGACCGCAGCGUUGAUCUGUCGGCUCUGCCUAAAGAGGUCAGGGACCAGCUGGCGGAGUUGGAUCUGGAGCUAUCCGAAGGUGAUAUAACACAGAAGGGCUAUGAGAAGAAAAGGACCAAACUCCUGGCUCCAUAUGUCAUCCAAGCUCCAGUGGAGCCGCCCCGUCAGAAUGAUGUUCAGCGUCCUGCUCCCAGCUCCUCCUCCAGCCACGGCCCUCCCCCCUCCAGCUCGUCCCGUCACCGAGAACGUCGCUCCCGCAAAUCACAUCGCAGUGGAGGAACCAGGGAUGAUCGCUACAGAUCAGAUAUCCACUCUGAGGCAGUACAAGCUGCCCUGGCCAAACAUAAAGAAGAGAAGAUGGCGCUGCCCAUGCCGACCAAACGACGCUCCACUUAUGUCCAGUCUCCAAUCAACACCCGCACACCACCAGACUCCUCCUCAGGUUCUGAAGAUGAGACGGCGGUGCGCAGGCAGUCUACAUUGAUCGUUCCUCAGCCUGCGGUCAAUCCCAACCUGCAGAGCCCCGACGCCUGGAUCAACCGCACCGUCCAGGGCUCCUCCACCUCCUCCUCGGCCUCCUCCACCUUGUCCCACGGGGAGGCCAAGUCGCAGCCUCAGAGCCAGCCUAAGCCUCAGCCUCAGUACAAGCCGCAGUACCAGCCACUGUAUCAGCCUCAGCACCAACCACAUCACCAACUACAUCAACAACCACAUCAACAAACACAUCAACAACCGCAACAGCAACACCAACCGCAGCACCAACCGCAGCACCAACCGCAGCACCAACAGCACCAACAGCAUCAACAGCAUCAACAACCACAGCACCAGCCUCAUCCCUCCGCCCACACUGCAGCUGUGACGGAUAUGAUGGCUCACAGUCGCAUCGCCCCCUCAGAGAACAGCGCCCCCCCUCCAGAUGUGACAGCUGUGGCCCCUCCAUCCAGAGCAACGAGGGUGGACCUGCCCAGCGCCACGGUCCGGGGGAUGAGCCGCGGGCAGAGUCGCUCCAGCAUGAUGGAGACUGCGGACGGAGUUCCUGUGAACAGCAGAGUGUCCACUAAGAUCCAGCAGCUGCUCAACACCCUGAAGAGGCCCAAGAGGCCCCCGCUCAGCGAGUUCUUCACCGACGAUCAGGAGGAGAUUGUAGAAGUGCCCCAGCCAGACCCUAACAUGCCCAAACCGGAGGGACGUCAGAUCAUCCCGGUGAAAGGGGAGCCUCUGGGGGUGGUCAGUAACUGGCCCCCAGCCCUACAGGCAGCGCUGGCACGUUGGGGGGCCACUCAGGGGAAAAGCCCCGCACUCACUGCUCUUGAUAUCACGGGCAAACCGCUCUACACACUGACUUACGGGAAGCUGUGGAGUCGCAGUGUGAAGCUGGCAUACACCCUCCUCAACAAGCUGGGCACCAAGAACGAGCAAAUACUGAAACCUGGAGACAGGGUGGCGCUGGUGUUCCCCAACAGUGACCCUGGUAUGUUCUGGGUGGCUUUCUACGGCUGCCUCCUUGCUGAAGUUAUACCUGUACCUAUUGAAGUACCACUGUCUCGCAAAGAUGCAGGUAUCAGCCAGGUGGGGUUUCUGCUCGGUAGCUGUGGUGUGGGUCUCGCUCUGACCAGUGAGAUCUGCCUGAAGGGUUUACCCAAAACUCCCACUGGGGAAAUAAUGCAGUAUAAAGGCUGGCCUCGACUAAAGUGGGUGGUGACUGACACGAAAUACCUGACCAAGCCUUCCAAAGACUGGCAGCCGCACAUCCCCACUGCCAACACUGACCCUGCUUAUAUAGAGUACAAGGCCAGUAAAGAUGGCACAGUGGUGGGUGUAGCUGUGUCUAAAGUGGCCAUGUUGACCCACUGCCAAGCACUGACCCAGGCCUGCAACUACUGCGAAGGGGAAACUUUAGUCAAUGUGCUGGACUUUAAGAAGGAUAUUGGGCUGUGGCAUGGAGUUCUCACGGCCGUGAUGAAUAGGGUACAUACUGUCAGUGUUCCCUAUGCAGUAAUGAAGGCGUGUCCCCUCUCCUGGGUACAGAGGGUCCACAUCCACAAAGCUCGGAUAGCUUUGGUGAAGUGCCGUGAUUUACACUGGGCUAUGAUGGCUCAUCGGGAACAGAGAGACACCAGCCUGGCUUCACUACAUAUGCUGAUUGUUGCUGAUGGUGCUAAUCCCUGGUCGGUGUCUUCUUGUGAUGCCUUCCUGAACGUGUUUCAGUCCCAUGGGCUGAAGCCUGAGGUCAUAUGUCCCUGUGCCACCUCCCCUGAGGCUAUGACAGUAGCUAUACGCAGACCGGGAGUGCCAGGCACCCCCCUCCCUGCCCGUGCCAUCCUUUCUUUGGGCGGCCUGAGCCACGGAGUCAUCAGGGUCAACACUGAGGACAAGAACUCCGCCCUGACUGUACAAGAUGUGGGACAUGUCAUGCCUGGAGCUCUGAUGUGCAUUGUGAGGCCAGAAGGGCCUCCUCAGUUGUGCAAAACAGAUGAGAUAGGUGAGAUAAUAAUCAACUCCCGUGCUGGGGGCAACAUGUACUACGGCCUGCCUGGACUCACCAAAAACACCUUUGAGGUUAUACCGGUUAACGCCAAUGGAGUUCCCAUUGGAGAGAUCCCCUUUGUGCGGUCAGGACUCCUGGGGUUUGUUGGCCCAGGCAGUCUGAUCUUCGUGGUGGGGAAGAUCGAGGGUCUGCUGAUGGUGAGCGGGCGGAGACACAACGCGGACGACCUGGUGGCCACCGCUCUGGCCGUGGAGCCAGUGAAGACUGUGUACCGUGGGAGGUAA
Molecule: messenger RNA, 2937 nt
Organism: Notothenia coriiceps (black rockcod)
Lineage: Eukaryota; Metazoa; Chordata; Actinopteri; Perciformes; Nototheniidae
Product: disco-interacting protein 2 homolog B-A-like
Exons: 21
Coding region: 157-2937 (926 amino acids)
Source: RefSeq, a predicted model, not a curated record